UCUCCAGAAAUUAGUAGAAAUUGCAUGUAUCUCUCAAGUGCAAAGGCAAUUUGGGAGUAUCUUCGUCGCAGUUAUUCCAUGAAACAAGAUAUGUCUGCUUGUUAUGAUUUAAAGAGGAAAAUCUUCAACACUAAGCAGGGAAAUCUUUCGAUCACUGAGUAUUUUGGAGUUCUCAAUGGUUUUUGGAUUGAGUUGGAUCAGUAUCAGAAUUUGAAGAUGGAGUGCAGCAAGGAUACUGCCACCUUGAAUACUGUUGUUGAGCGGGAUAGGAUCUUUGAUUUCCUAGCAGGCCUUAAUGCUGAAUUUGACCCUAUUCGGGUGCAGAUUUUGGGUAAGGAAAAAUUUCCUGAUCUUAAUGAAGUUUUUUACACUGUCCGUAGUGAGGAAACCCGUCGUCAAGCUAUGCUUCAUGAACAGCCCCCGGAUGUGUCAGCAUUAGUAGCUAGCAAAACAACAAGACAAGGACCACCACCAUCAUCAUCCAAGAAUGUGCGUGACAAAUUCUAUUGUGAGCAUUGCAACCGAUCAGGGCAUACAAAGGAUAGGUGUUUCAAACUUCAUGGGAGGGAGCAGGUUCUUAGCCGAGGUGGCGGUUCUCGCAACAUGCACCAGUAUCAGGCACAUGUUGCUACACAUGUCCAGGAUACUGAAAGCUUUGAAAAGAGGGGAACUGAUCUUUCCUCCUUCAGUCAGAAUGAUGUGGAACGGUUGAAGUCUAUGCUUGACUCCAUGAGUAAGCCUUCUGGUUCUGGGUCUCUAGCAGUUACUGGACCUUACCACGGGGCAGACGAUUGGAAUUGCUAAGGAAAAGGAAGGGUUAUACUACUUCUCUGAUGACCAUCCAAAGGUGUUGUCCUCCUGUUUCCAGUCUCAGUCUUCCUCUUCAGCCUCACAAAUUUGGCUUCAGCACAAGCGUCUCGGUCAUCCUCCAUUUUAUAUAAUUAAGUCUAUGUUUCCGUCGUUGUUCUUACACCAUUCUGUUGAGUCUUUUAAGUGUGAUGUUUGUCAGUUGACAAAACACAAUCGUGUAUC
This is a messenger RNA of Lathyrus oleraceus (garden pea), 1032 nucleotides long. RefSeq lists its product as uncharacterized. The record is from RefSeq and is a predicted model, not a curated record. The transcript is spliced from 2 exons. NCBI's taxonomy places the organism in Eukaryota, Viridiplantae, Streptophyta, Magnoliopsida, Fabales, Fabaceae. Bases 25 to 804 code for a protein of 259 amino acids.